Molecule: messenger RNA, 2532 nt
Organism: Daktulosphaira vitifoliae (grape phylloxera)
Lineage: Eukaryota; Metazoa; Arthropoda; Insecta; Hemiptera; Phylloxeridae
Product: E3 ubiquitin-protein ligase MARCHF3-like
Exons: 6
Coding region: 1333-1908 (191 amino acids)
Molecular function (GO): zinc ion binding
Source: RefSeq, a predicted model, not a curated record
GCGUGUCGUUUUGGUUUUUGUUUAAAUGACGAGCGAGAUAUCGUUUUCAUAUAGUUUGUGGUUAAGUAUUAAUUUUAAUGUCAUGACUAAAUGAUAUUGUUUUAAAAAAAAGAAUAUGUUGUUUUACGGAACCGAAUUUAUUUAUUGAUUUACCUAAGUUUAUGCUUGGCUCUUUAAUACUGUUAUGCAGUCACCUACAAUCUCAGGAGUGGUUUUUGAAAGUUCAUUUCUCUGCUGGACUUGGGUAAAAUCGAAAACAGCGAAAUGACUGAAAUAUCCCAAGAUAAUGUAAGUGAUACUUUUGAAGUAUUCUCUACAUUAAAUUUGAACACAAUGUUUCAGUUAUCGAUGAACAAAAUUGUUAAACUUAUGUAACAACAUGCUACUUUUCUUAGUACCACAAUUUAUCGGAUCCAUCAUUUUUAUGUUAUGCUAGAUCUCAACAACAGUAUAAAAUCUUCUAGAGUUUAGAUAUGAAGAUAGAAAUUUGGAUAGACCAGUGGUUCAACAGUGUUUUAAUAGUUUUAGUUUUUCUUCAUAGAAAAAAUUUAAUAAAGAAUUUAUGAGGUCAUUUGUUGGCGAUCAGAACACUACCGUAUUAUGGUGAAAAUUAUUCUAUAAUGUCCUGUCAAAUAACUAAGUUUUAAUUGUUAUUUUUUAUGAAAAAGUAAAUUUGUUCAGUAAAUUAAAUUUAUCAUUUUAACAAGUUGAAAUACAACUUUAGUUUGUAAACUUUAGUUUACAACUAGUUUGAUGAUGUACUGACUUACUAAAAUUUGAACAAAUUGAAUAAUUUAUAGCAAAAAUUAAAUAAAGCCUUUAUAGAAUAGUUCAACUGCAUUACAAAUAUUGAAGAUAAGAAAAAAAAUCUAAUAAUAAUUAAUAUCAAACAUUAUUUUAAUUGUUAGAGUACUUCCCAUUCUAUUUGAAACUUUAAUAUAUCAAAAAGAACUCUAGAUUAAUAUUUUAAAUGUAGUCCAAUAGUACAUUGACAAAAAGACUGCUAAUUGGACAAUGUGAAAACAAAUGAAAAGGAAACUGAUAAGUGGUCAAUAAUGAUGAUAGAAAUCAAUGAGUUAAGUUAUCCAUCAUACACACUGAGUAUUAAUAUUAAGUGCCAAAUGCAACAACGGACAUUGGAUGCAUACAUCGACUCAGUUAUCGCGUCAGUAUGAUAUGGUAACCGACAAGUAGCAAGUUAACGACACAUAAAAAAUUUCCAAGUUUUCUAGAAUAGAAGCAGGUGAUUUUGGUUGUCGUGACAAUAACUAACGUGUUACAAGACGUAUUAGAAAACAAAAAUUAUAAUACUUGAAUUUUGAACCUAUUCAAAUGGCAAAAAUUAUAGAAUUAUUCAGUGACAAAAGUCCACCUAUCCAAUAUAAAUAUGAUAUGAAUGAACAGCUGAUCACUUGUCGCAUUUGUUAUGAUGAACAAAAAUUUGAAGACCUAGUUUCACCAUGUAAGUGUAUCGGUUCAUAUGCUAAAGUACAUCCUUCUUGUUUGGAACAAUGGCUAUGCGUAUCAAAAUCAACAUCAUGUGACAUAUGCAAUUAUACGUUUCAAACUGUUGAACGUACUCUGACUUUCAAUGAGUGGAUUCGGAAAAAGAGAGAUUGGAAGCUUUUUUUUAAAAAAGCUUCCAUAGUUUUUACCAUAAUCGUUUUGUGGUGUAGUUUACUGAUAGUUUGUGGAAUGAAAACAUACUAUUACUUUGCCGAUGCCAGUAAUUCAUAUUGGAGUGGUACUAUAAUGUUUAUGAUCACAUUUUUCUUAACGACAAUCAUGUGGUUUUGGAUCAUUAUUUUUAUAGUACUUUGGAGACGCAUGAACGUUGUUGUUUCACUCGACAAAAAACAUUUGGAUGAAAAUUCUAUUUUAAAUUACGACGCGGAUGUUAUUGUAUGAGAAUAAUAAUCUAUUUUUAUUGUCCCUAAAUUUUAAUUCGUCACUGUGUAGCAAAUGUAAUUACAUUUAUGAUAACUGUUUUAUCUGCGUUAUUAGUUAUGUAAAAUUAGGUAACUAAUAUGUAGUAAUUAUCGUAUGCUAACACCUUGUACAGCUUAUCAUUUGCAGUACAUGAAAUGGCGAUAAAAAUUGAAUGAACGUAGAUUCAUAAAUAAUAAAGUUUGUAGAAAUAAGUUAAUAAAAGAUCUUUUUUAACUUAGAUAGCACAUUUUUUUUCUUUGUUUAACUCUCGUUUUACACAAAUAUUGAUAAUAAACUAGAUUGCUAACCGGCUGAUAUUGCCCGUGUUCGUAUUGAAGCUAAAUAGCUGUCACCUUAUUUCAGACCAAACAUUUUUUUUUUGCUCUGAUAACAAAAUAAAUUGUGUACAAGUUAAAGAAAAAAACGUUUUGGUCUCAAAAAAUAUGGCGAUUAUUUGACUUCAGUCGUUAUCACGAAUAAUUUAGUCUAUUAUCUAUGUAAAUAUUUUUGAAUCUAUUAAACCUCAAUGGUUCAAACCUUAUUAAAAAAUAAUUUUUUCUCUUUAAUUUAAAACUUCUUUCUAUCUUUGAAAAAUUGAAUUGA